Eimeria maxima is the source of this 11352-nucleotide messenger RNA. RefSeq names its product phosphatidylinositol 3-and 4-kinase domain-containing protein, putative. NCBI's taxonomy places the organism in Eukaryota, Apicomplexa, Conoidasida, Eucoccidiorida, Eimeriidae. Gene Ontology annotation, biological process: phosphatidylinositol-mediated signaling; phosphatidylinositol phosphate biosynthetic process. The coding region runs from base 1 to 11352 and encodes 3783 amino acids. Gene Ontology annotation, cellular component: plasma membrane; cytoplasm. The transcript is spliced from 21 exons. The record is from RefSeq and is a predicted model, not a curated record. Gene Ontology annotation, molecular function: 1-phosphatidylinositol 4-kinase activity.
AUGGCUGAAUGCGAGCUGCUGCAGGGCAUUGCUGCGGAGGCCAUCCGCUGCUGCAUUGUAGAUGAUGGAGAGCUCUGCAGCGGUGCUGCUGCUGAGCUUAGCGGUUUGCUGCAGACUGUGGGGCCGCUGCUGCUGCGUCGUGUAGCAGCAGAAGCAGAUGUUGUAUUGCGCGAUACCUGCAUGCAUGCAGCAGGAGCAGCAGCAGGAGCAUCAGCAGCAUCGAGAGCAGCAAGGGAUGAAAGGCCUCUGCUGCGCCUGCUGGAGGUGCUGCUGCUGCUGCAGCAGCAGCUGCCCCGUGUGCUGCAGCAGCGUUUGUGCUCCUUUAUUGCGUUACAGGUAUGUCCUGUAGGUCCAGUAUACAGAAGGGCAUGCAGCAGCAGCAGUAACAGCAGCAGCAGCAGCAGCAGCAGCUUAUUCACCUCUUCUGCUGUUAGACCAUCUCCCUUUGUUGGUGGCUGCGCCUCCUUACGGAGAUCAGUCUCCUUAGGAGAAGAUGCAUUCUUCGCGGGCCCCACAGCAGCAGCAGCAGCAGCAGCAGCAACAGUGGGGGGCUUAAGGAAGCCGCUGCGAAGGACACCCGCAUCGCUGCAGCUGCCGAAGCAGCAGCAGCAGUACCUGCUGCUGCACCGACUUGAUGGGUCUAGCAGCAGCAGUUUAGACGGGCAGCAGCAAACGACUGCAGCAGCAGCAACAGUAACAAAUGAACUUAGGGAGACCGCAGCCCCCGCUGCAGCUCGUGCAGCAGCACCAACAGCAGCAGCAGCAGUAGCACCAGAACCGCAGCAGCAGCAGCAGCAGCAGCAGCAGCAGCAGCAGCAGCAGCGCGCUAACUUAGCACAGAGAUUUCAGCAGGCAGCCGAUGUCUUCCACCCCCGGCGCCUCGUUAGAAACUUGGGAUCACUGCAGCAGCUGCCGCAGCAGCAGCAGCUGCUGCUGCACCAACAGCAGCAGCAGCAGCAGCUCUUCUUGCUGCAGCAGCUCUCACCUGCAACAAACGCCCAUGGGCAUGUUACUCUACGGCGCAAACACUUCCUAUCAAGCUGGAUAGACACUGCAGCAGCAGCAGCAGCUGCUGCUGCUGUCAUAGCUCGCGCUGCCGCAGGAGCAGCGGCAGCAGAAGCGACAGCAACGGAAGCAAAUGUAGCAGCAAAGUGCAACAGAGGCAGCGUCAUGCAGCAGCAGCUGCUGCUGUUGCUGCAGUGGCUGCGGCGCCUCUCUAAUGUCUUCACAUGGAUAAGCCGUUCUGCUGCGGACACGAUGCAGCAGAAGCAGCAGCAGCAGCAGCAGCAGGAGGGCUGCACUGCAACAGGGAUUCUGCAACUUCAGCGAAAGAGGCUGCUGCCUGUGUGUUCAUUCCUUGCUGUUGCUGCAGCUGCUGUGGGGUGCUUGCGCAGCGGCUUCCUUGCUGCCUGCGUGGCAGUGCAGCAGCAGCAACAACAACAGGGGCAGCAGCAGCAGCACCAGCUAUUGCCAGAGCUGCUGCAGGUGUUGCAGGGACUUGCAGAGCAGCUAGGGGCAGAUGGCCGUCCUCGUGCGAUCUCCACUGUGCUGUUGUCGCAGCAGCUGCUGCAGCGGCAGGUGCAGCAGCGCAUGCAACCAGUGCUGCUGCUGCUGCUAUGUGAGCUGAGGGACGUCGCACUCUUCUCCUUAACAGAGGCAGCAGCAGCAGCAACAGCAAAGACUGGCCUGUCGCUGCCACCAGCAGUCUCCUUCCAUCCUGCAAACCCUAAGCCGGAGGAUUCAGUGCAGCAGCAGCAUCUGCAGCAGCUGCAGCAGCAGCUGCAGCUGCAGCCACAGACAGCAGGUGAAUUGCUGUGUAGCGCAAGGCAGCAGAAGCUGCAGCAGCUGCUGUUUGCUGUUGCUCUUGAGGAGACGUGCCUCUGUACAGCAGACAAUCGUAGCGAUGAGCCUUCAAGCCCCUCUUUGCUGCAGCCAGCAGGUGCUGCUGCAGGUGCUGCUGCAGCUGCAGCAGCAGCCGCUGCUGCUGCUGCAACUGCAGCAGCACGAUGCAACGCAGACACCUGGUGGAGCUGCAGCGUUAUAUCGCGUUGGCUGCUUCUGCUGCAGCUGCCUACGUGGGACGUAAAUGCCGCAGGUUCCGAAGAAGAUGCAGCAGCAGCUGCUGCAGCAGCAGCAGCUGCGGCUGCAGACACGCCGCAGCAGAUCCUCGACGUGUUCUCAAGAAAUAUACAGCAACUGCAGCAGGGACUGGUUCCUGUGCGACGGGCUCUGCCGAGGCUGCCGAGCCUGCCGCAGCAGCUGCUGCACCUGUCGCCACGGGUGCAGCAGCAGCUGCAAGUGCUGCAACUCUCGCAGCAGCAGCAACAGCAGCAACAGCAGCUCCUGCUGCACUGCAUAGGCCUGCUGCUGCGCCACCGCAUCCGCAGACUGGAGGCAGCAACAAUUUUUCUUUUCGCUGUGAACCAGCAGGAACAACAUGAGGAGAACCAGCAGCAGGAGCAGCACCAGCAGGAGCAACAGCAACAGGAGCAGCAACAGGAGCACCAACAGGAACAAGAACAGCAACAGCAACAGAGACAUCAGCUGCACAGGGAAGACAGCUUGCCUACUGGAAAGGGCUCCCUGAUGCUGCAGGGUGAAUCUCUGCUGCGGGAGUUUGCUGCUGAGUGCAGCAGCAGCAGCAGCAGCAGCGCUCACAUGUCUGCUGCUAUGGAUGACAUACAGCUAGGAGAUGUCUCUUCUCUUUUCCUGCAGCAGCAGGGAGCUCGCUGUAUGGCCCUGAUGCUGCAGCUGCUGCACUCCCGACAGCAACAGCAACAUCUGCUCCUGCUGGUGCAAGAGCAGCAGCAGCAGCAACAACAGCCGCAGCAGCAACUCUACAUCAACAAUUCAGCUUUCUUCAACACGUCUGCUGCUGCAGCAUUUUCUUCCGAGGUACGUUCUGCUGCUGCUGCAAAGGCGCGUGAACAGCAGCAGCAGCAGCAAUUGACAUCAGCAUCUCUGAGAGCAGCAGCAACAAUUGCAGCAGCAACAACAACAGGAACAGCAGCACCUUUGCUGCUGAUGAACCCGCUGCCGCUACCUGCGUUGUUCGUGCUGCUGGGCUCCGUGCUGCAGCAGCUAAUAUCAGCCUUCGCAACAACCACAGCAGCAGCAGCAGCGGGAACUCCCUCCCUGCGGCAUCGGCGGUCCAUUGAUGGGCAGUUCUCUGCUUCUGCUGCUGCUGCUGCUGUUGCUCCUGACUUCGUCCCUCAGACGCAACGGCAUGCGCAGCAGCGGAUUGCCCUGCGCGCAGCAGCAACAGCAGCAGCAGCAGUUGCUAGAGUCUUACAGGACUGCUCCUGUUCGUGCGGUGUUAGCAACAGCAACAGCAGCAGCAGCAGCAGCAGCAGCAAUCCAGCACCUAGGUAUUUGGGCAUUGCUGCAGAUUCGCUGCGAGUCGCAGCCGAAGAAGCAGCAGCAACACUAGCAAACUCAGCAGCAACUAAUGCAGCAGCAGCAGCAGAUGCACCAACAGCACAAGCCACACAGUUCUGCAUCUGGGAGAUGGCGGGCUGCGCGCUAGCUAGGGGCAUUGGUGCUUGCUUCUUGCUGCUGCUGCUGCAGCAGGAGCCGCAUGCAGUAUCCGAGUCCAGCAGCACCAGCAGCCACAAGCUGCAGCAGCUGAUGUCGCGAAGGCAACAGCAGCAGCAGCAGCAAAGGAUGGACACACCCUUCAGCGAAUCAAGAUCUUCUAUAUUGGGGGAUCUUGCUGCUGCUGCUGUGGGGACCCUUGUAACUGCAGCAGACAGGCGAGCAGCAGCAGCAGCAGUGGCAGCAGCAAGUGCAGCGAUUUGUUGCCGGUGUCUUACAAUACUAGCGGAGGCAGCAGCAGCAGCAGCAGCAGCAGGGAAAACUCCGUGUUUGGCGCUGCGGGCUACCCUCACCCAGCUGUUCUUCGUAGGACUCCAUUUGUCUUUGCGGACUCAUUGGGGCCUCAAAGGGCACUACAAAACUUUUCCUGGAUCAACUGCUGCUCUACAACUGCGGCAUGAGAUGCUGCACUGGGGUCGCGCCCUCUUCCUCUGCGGCCAACAGCAGCAGCAACAGCAGCAACAGCAACGCUGUUGUGCAGCAGAAAACGACUGUAGCACCGGCAACAAAGUGUGCUGUGCUCUGCAUGCACCAUUUUUUUGUGCCCCAGUGGCCGCAGCAGCAGCAGAUCUGUGGCUCCAAGUGGCAAUGCAAGCAGACAUUGACAGCAGCUCAGCAGGAGAGCUGUGGAAGCAUUUGCGGCAGCACAAGCAGCAGCAGCAGCAAAAGCAGCAGCAGAGGCUGUCUCACGUGCAACAGCAGCAGCAACAGCAGCGGCACAAAGAAGUUCUUUGUGCACUUCUGUAUACUGCAAGUACCCUCACGGGCCCCACACUAGACAGUCAUCUCUUCAAGGCCUGCAGCAGCAAAGCAGCAGCAACUGAAGCUGCCACUGCUCACGUACCUGGAGACGCGGCUGCGAGUUCGCUGCCCCGUCCUCUGUUGCUGUUGCUGCAGCAGCACCAGCAGCAACAGCUGAAGCAGCAAGAAGGGCUGUCACGAAGCCACACAGAGAGAAAGAUGCAGGAAGCAGCAGAUGCAUGCUCAUUAGCAGCAACAUUUGCUGCUGCAUCGUACCGAGCAGCGAGUGGAGGCAGCGCAUGCGAGGCGCUGCAGUGUCUUCAGGCCAUUUCGCCCAGCAACAGCAACAGCAGCAGCAGCAGCAGCAGCAGCGGUAGCAGCGGUAGCAGGAACCCGAGCAGGGCUGCUUCUGAAGGAAUGACACUUCUUAAGUGGAAAACCCUAAUCUUCGUUGUUGAGAGAUGGGCACAGACGUUUGCUUCCCGCUGCAGCAGCAACAACACCACAGCGAAUACAAGCAGCGUACGGUGUUUCAGUGCCUUGUGCAGCAACAGCUGCAGCAGCAGCCGCAGCAGCAACCGCUCCUCCUCUGCCUACACUCCAGAAGCCGCUGCAGUUGUAGAUGGGGCGACUGCAUUGCUGCUUCUGCUGCCUGCAUCUGUAAAGUGCUGUCCGCCUCAGCAGCAGCAGCAAAGAUGGAGUUUCGGGUGCAUGCAGCAACCACAGCAACUGCAACAGCAGCAGCGCUGGCUAUGUCACUUGGCCCCAGCAGCACUCGUCUCGUUGCUGCAGCAGCUUCUUGAUGCGGUCCCUGCAGCAGCUCAAAGUAGCCGGUUUGUGGGGGCCUUGUUGCAGGUGUUUUCGCGGAUUUUUGCAAGAGAAAGGCAGCAGCAGCAUCUAGAGCAGCAAGACAGACGUGUUUACGAGGACAGACGUCUGCAACAGCAAGAGCAGUAUGAAAUGCUACUCAAUUCUCUGCUGCAGCAGCUGCUGCAGCAGGUGCUACACUCCUGGGCUGUGGAGGGGGCUGCAGGUCCCGCGCUGUGCCUGUUUGGCUCCCUUUUACUAACGGACGUCAACCAGCAGCAACGGCAGCAGCAGCACGAGGAGGAGGCAGCAUCGGAAGGACUGCAGGCGGUGGAGGCAUACCUGUCAGAGCAGCAAGUUUGGUUGCUGACGCAUGAGUUGUUGUUGAUGGUCGUGGAGGCAGCAGCAGCAGCAAAGCGCCGCUCCGCGCUUGCUCGGGACGGUAUAGCUGCUGCGGCUACAGCUGCUGCAGCUGGCGAGUGGCGGCAACUGCAAUCGAAUGUAACGUCGCAGCUGCAGCGGUUGCAGCAGCUGCAACGGCUGCAGGGGCCACGCCCAAAACCCGCGCAGCAGCAACAGCCCUUGAGUGUUGCUGCUGCUGCACGUGCAACGCAGCAGCAGCUCCUGCAGAGGUGCUGGCAGCUGCUGCUGCGGGAGUCCUUCAGCAGUUCUGGGAAGUGUUUGGAAGCAGCUGCUGGUGCUGCUGCGCCUCUGCUGAUGCAUGCAAAGCGGCCCCAAGUGUUUCAGUCAGCUGCUGCUGUCCUUAGCGCCACUCGGCAGCUGCAACAGCUCCAUGUUAUGCUGCUGCAACAGCAAAAUGACAAACCCAUGCGGAUGUUUGCUAGCAGCGAUGGCAGCAUCCCUUUGUCUGCAUUAGCAGCUCCUGCUGUUGUGGAUGCGAGGCAGCAGCAGCUGUUGGCUGAGGAUUGCGACGCAGAGCAGCAGCAGCACGAAGCGGCAGAAAAGGCAGUAACAGCAGCAGCAGGGAAUGGUGCUACAGCUGAAGGCAACCUUACGGUGGAUCUCAGCAAGGACACCUCCUGGCAUCCACACAAAGCAGCAACAGCAGCUGCUGGAUUCGGAACAGCAGCAGCACUGGUGCUGCUAGCAGCAGAGCUGUGGGCUUCGGCACAGCUCACGUUGCAGCAACAAGAGCAGCUGCACCUGCCGUUGCUGCUCACCACGAGUAGCAGCAGCAGCGCUGCUGUGAAGCCUUAUCAACGCAACUGUGGGGAGCUGAAGCGGCGCUGUGUGGCUGCUGCAGCGGCGGCUGCUGCUGCCUUGAGGGAGGGCACGUUUCUGGCGCUGCAGCAGCAACAGCUGCUGCUGCAGCAGGUCGUCACCCUGGGCUUGCCAUGGUCUGUAGCAUGGCUGUGGGCGGAGAUGGUUGCUGCGGCUGUUUCUGCAGUUCGUGCUGUUGCACCGAAUCAGGUUGUGCUGCGUUACCCCUUUUGCGCGGCAGCAAGCACAACAAAUGCUGCAGCAGCAGCGGGAGCGACAAAUGGCUGGCCGUGGCUGCGAGCAUGUUGGGUGUCUGGAGCGCAGCAUGUGCUGCAGCAGCAGCAGCAUUUGUGCGCUGAUGGAGAGUGUUUGCUGCUGUUGCUGCAGCAGCAAGUCCCAGCAGCAGCGAUGAUUUCUACGUUUUCAAAUUCAGCACUUGACAGCCCAGUAGGACCCUCACCAGAUAUGCUUCUGCGCAUGCAGAGCCAGAAGCGACCUUCUGCUGCUGCAGUGUAUGGACCGCUUCUGUGCAUGCAGCAGCGGCGAGACGAGCUGCUGCAGCGCAUGGCGCAGCAACUAGAUCUGCCAGGGCUGUUGCUUCACAAGCAACAGCAGCUGCAGCAGCAGCAGCACAAGGUUGUGCAGCAGGGUCACCUGGCAUCAGGAGGGAGACGGGAGUCACUGGCUUCUCAGCUUCUGCUGCUGCUCCAACAGCAGCAGAUACUGCAGCAUCAACAAGGAAGCGCCAGGCGAACCUACGCAUCACUCCGCGGCAACUUGGAGAGUCUAGCGACUCAAAUGUGGGGUCGCUCGUCAGCAACAGCAGCAACAGACGAAGAAGCUGUUACAGCAGAAGAUGUAGAGUUGUACGAGCUCUUAGACGUGCCAGCAGAGGUUGCAUACAGCAGAGACACCAGCUGCUGCUGCGGCGGGCCGCCAACAGCAGCAGAAGCAACAUUGUCUUUGGCUUUCUCUCAGUUGCUGCUGUCGAAGUUUGCUGUUCGUAGCGGUGCUGCAAUCUUCCCGCAGCUCGGCUUAGAGCAGCUGCAGCGCAGCAGCAUUCUUGGGUGUCCUGCUGCUUCUGGACGCCUUGACAGCGCCUUGCUGCUCUUUACCGCUCUACGUUGUUGCCUUACAGCUACUUCCCUCUGCUGUUGCUGCUGCUGCGAAAAGCAUCACCAGCAGGAACUGAGAGAGCCCCACGAACACCAAGGCACACGCUGCUGCUUGCGUCUGCAGGACCGCAGCAGGGUGCAGCAAUUACUGCUGCAGUGCAAUGGCACAUUUGCUGCGGAGCAGCAAGCGCUGCUGCGGGGGAGGGGAGCGGUCUCUCCUGUUCAUCUUCAGCAGCUUCUUGUGCUCCGGUGUACGUACACUGCAGUUUGCUGCUUCCUUGAGCGCGCAUCUAAGGAUUAUUGGCUGCGGCCUUGUGAUUGUGCUGACGUCAAAAUUGCAGCAGAAGCUGGAGCAACAGCAGCAGCUGCUGCAGUACCUGGUAGCAGCAACAAAGGCAGCAGCAGCAUCAACAGCGCGUGCUUCUGUUUCCCCAAGCAACGUUUGGCAUCGCUUGCUGAGUCUAUAGCUUUCGUCGCAGACAUGUUGGAGCCUGCUGCACUUAGCAGCAACAGCAACAGCAACAGCAGCAGCCUUUCGUGCUGCUCAAGUGCGGCUGCCCUUUGCAGCGCCAUCUGCUGCACAGCGCCCAAGGGGAUUCGGAAGUGCUGUAGCAGCAGCUGCAGCGGCAGCAAGCGCCUCGUACAGCAGCAGCAGCUGCCCCCGUCCCCUGCAGUAAUAAGCAGCAACACCACCUUCUCCUGCAACUGCAGGAGAGUGUGCGUUGUUAAACGGGAAGCUCCUGCUUCUGCAGCGCUGCUUCGUCUGCUGCUUCUUGAUGAGAUCGAGCGCCUGGUGGCUGCGUUUUGUUACAUUGUACCCCAAAAUGCAGCUGACGCGGCAGCAGCAGCAGAGGCCACAGCAGCAUUAGCUGCUGCUGCUGCUGCUGCAGUGGAGGCAAGGGCAGCGGCAGCUGCUCACACUAGCACCAACAGCAACAGCACCAGCAACACCAGCAGCUACAACAACAGCAGGCCGUUGGCGCGUGUGAGGGUGCACCGAAUGGCUGUUCUGGAGCUCGUAGCGUCUGCAGCAGCAGAAGCAGCUGUCUCUGCUGCAGCAGCAGUUCAAUGGCCUGCUGGUGCAACGGCCCCCCACCGGGAUUUGUUGCAGCUCCGGCGUUUGCUCCAGCAGCAGCCCCCCUCUGCAGCAGUGUCGCGACGCAGCAGCCGAUGCUCUCAAUCGGAAAAGCACCAGAAGGAGGGGCAUAAGAAUGGUAGCGAGCCAGACACAGAGGCCGCAGGAGCAGCAGGAGGCACGAGCGCUGCAGCAGCAGCAACAGCGGCACGUCUGCUGCAGCAUGCGCCUCUAUCUCUUGUUGCCUCUACGUCGAUGCGGCUGCAGGCUGUUCCUGUCUUCUCUACUGCAAUAUGGAGUUGUGGUGCUCUUGCAGCAGCAGCAACGGACCCGUUGCUAGCUGUUAGGGAGCUUCUGCUGCUGCAGCAGCAAACGCCUGCCGAAGGGGCAUCCGCGCUGUGGCGCCUGCUGCUACUGUUUCUGCAACAAGAAGUAAUGAGCUGCCUGCGCUCUUCGCUUCCCUCCAGCAACUGGUUUGUCGGUGGUGCUGCUGCAGAGACACCUCAUUUAUCUCAGCAGCACAGUCAGAAGCAGCAACAGCAGCAGUUGAUGCUGCCGCUGCCCAUGCUGGGGAUGGUAAUCCGCUGUCUCCUCUACUGCAGCAGCUCUUUGCCGGUACACGGAUUACUGUUGCUUCUGGAGCAGAACACAGCAACAACGGUGGCUGCAGCUUGCUGCGUCAGCAGCAGUAGCUGCAGCAACAACAGCACCACCAGCAACAACAGCACCAUCAGCAACAGCAGCAACAGCAGCAACGGCAACAAGCACCACACUGGAGAAGUCUCCGCUGGUGUAAGUGAAGCUGCUGCUGUUGGUCCGAUUCGAAUUCUGCGAGCAGCAGCUUGCCAGGUUCUGAUGCUCAGCAGCAGCAGCACCACGAGCAGCACCAGCAGCGUGCCAGUAACGCCGCACCAGAACCUCUUUUCCUUCCUCCAACCGCAGUUGCUGCAGGCCCUUCGUGUAGAUCCAGGUAGAGCUCUCGAAGGGGCCUUCAUUGCAGAUUUCUGUCAGCAGCAGCAGCAGCAGCAGCAAGGGGAGGAAUAUGGAGGCCGCAGCAGCAAGUGCACAUACCGCCAGCUCUCUUUAGUCAUGCAGCUUGACUCUGCUUCCAAUCUAGAUGACAGUGACCCUCUUGCUACUAAGUCCAAGCAACUGCGGGCUGAACUGUUUCGUUUGAUGAGUACGGACGCGCGGGAUUUCUUAGAGAGUCAGGUGCAGUACUGGAAGGCUAUAAUAGGCUUGAGCGGGCGCGCAGUGGGUCUUCCCCCUUCUGCAAGGAAGGCUUUCUUCGUGCAGCAGAUAGAAGAGCUGCAGAGGUCGUCUCCUUGCGAGGGCUUCUGGUUGCUGACGGAGCCCCUGAGAGUGCAGCAGGCGCUGCCUGAGUCGGCCACCGCCAUGCAAUCUGCAGCCAAGGCCCCCUUUCUGCUUUCCUUUGAGGCUUUUGGAGGCGGCAGACGCCCCGCUUGCAUCUUCAAGCUGCUUGAUGAUCUCCAGCAGGACGCCUUAGCAGUUCAGGCAACGCGAAUGUGCCUAUCGGUCCUUGCGUCUGCCGGGGAGUCAUCAUGGCUGCGACCGUAUGGUGUCACAGCUGUUAUCCAGAGGGCAGAAGCAGCACAGCAGCACCACCACCACCCAUGUGACAGCAGCAGCAGUGAUGAGGGUCUUAUUCCUGGUUCGGCAUGCUCCUCGGCAGCAGCAGCUGGAGUGGAACCAGCAGCAGCAGCAGCUAGCAGUAGCAACAACAGAAAGACUCUCUCCCCAGCUCCCCACGGAGUUGCCUCCGACUCCUCCUCUGCUGUGGAAGGCUCUUCAAGCUCCCCGGCAGCAGCAACCAUAGCAAGGGGGCGAAAGGCUGGCUGCCAGCUCGGUGGGGCAGUCUCUGUUGUAGAAAGUGCAUUAAGUCGUCAUCAAAUCGGGAAGACUUUCGGCUGCUCCCUUGUUGAGUUCUUUGCCCUGACAUUCCCCAAAGAAAACAGCAGCACCAGCAGCAGCACCAGCAGGCGCAGCAGCCUCCGAAACAUGCACAAUCUGCCACUGGCGGUUAACGGCAAUCCUCAUUCCAGCCAUGGUGCAGCAACAGCAGGAGGCAAUCGAUGCUUUGGAGAGGGGAGGGCUACUGGACCCCACCAACUGAGAGGCAGCAACGACAGCGAUACGGAAGAAACCCAACAGGAGCAGCUGCAGCAGCACCAGCAGUUAGUACAGCAGCGUGUGGGAACCCAGCAGCAGCAACAACAGCAAGAUGAAGUGCUGCUAAGCGGAAGGUCCCACCGCAUUUCCUUCGAGAACGCCACGCAGAACUUCGCCGACUCCUUAGCUGCCUACGCUGUCCUCAGCUACCUGUUGCAGGUGAAGGAUAGGCACAACGGAAACGUGCUGCUAUCGGUCCAGUCAGGGCGUUUGCUGCACAUAGACUUUGGGUUUAUGCUGGCUCUGUCCCCUGGAGGCGACAUGGCAUUUGAAAGAGCUCCAUUUAAACUUACUGCAGAGAUGUAUGCACUCCUCGGCAAAGAACAAAGCCCGCAGUUCCGCUCUUUCGUCAACAAAUGCGUCAGAGGAUUCCUUGUCCUUCGCGAGCGAGCGGACGACUUCAUAUCACUCUUCGAGGCCAUGCAGUUCUCUCGCAUCGCCUGUUUCAAACCUUUCGCGGUGGACCAUCUCAGGGCUCGCUUCCAGUUGCAUCUGUCCCCCUUGCAAGCAGCGGCGUUCAUGGAAACGAAAAUAUGGGAGGCGCUCCAGUCCCUCACCACGAGGGCAUAUGACCUCGUGCAGCACUUGCAGCAGGGUAUUCAGCACUAA